GACUUCCCGAUGCUAUAUAUGUUAAGUCGUUGCGCGUUCCGUGGUACUCUGGCUCUCCUCUUCUAGCUUACAAUCGCGUGUCGAGUGUGUUCACAAUGGCAAGGGCUCUCGCCUCCGCCUCCGGGGACGCGGCCGCAGCUGCGGGCUUCGUGCAGCCGUGGCUCGCGGUGCUCGGCGCGGCCCUGCUCUCCGUCUGGGCCGUCACGCUCGCCGUCCUCCUCUGCGGCGACGGCUCGGGGGGCAAGCGCAGGCCCAGGUACAGCACCGCUGCUGGCGCGGGAGCAGGGGCAGCUAGCGGCGGCGGCGCCGGCUGUGGUGCCAGCGGCGGCGGAGGGGGCUGCGGUGGCGGAGGCGGAGGCGGCUGUGGCGGCGGCGGGGGCGGAGGCGGCGGGGGCGGAGGCGGCGGUUGCUAGAGGUGGCCGCGCGUCGAAUGCUUCAGCUACAUGCAGGUGCAGCUCAGGAAGCCUGAAGAGCAGGACAGGGCAUGUGAUCGAAUACUGCGCGCCUGUGUCAUAUAUGUAGAUAUAUCAUAUAAUAUGUAUAUUAUGGGUGUGCUUAUUGCUGUUGCAGUGUUGCUUGAUCCCAAGCUAUCUGGUGCCAUUAGCUUGAUGUAAUAAUAUGAACUAUGAGUUCAUAAUCUCAUUAUAUCAAUUUAAUUGACUUGUCCCAACA
This is a messenger RNA of Panicum hallii, 672 nucleotides long. RefSeq names its product alanine and glycine-rich protein-like. The record is from RefSeq and is a predicted model, not a curated record. The transcript has a single exon. Bases 96 to 413 code for a protein of 105 amino acids. Lineage: Eukaryota; Viridiplantae; Streptophyta; Magnoliopsida; Poales; Poaceae.